Vidua macroura (Pin-tailed whydah) is the source of this 1619-nucleotide messenger RNA. Its product is annotated as translation initiation factor IF-2-like. The record is from RefSeq and is a predicted model, not a curated record. The transcript has 2 exons. Lineage: Eukaryota; Metazoa; Chordata; Aves; Passeriformes; Viduidae. The coding region runs from base 371 to 1450 and encodes 359 amino acids.
CCCCGUAAUCGCUCCCAGGCAUUCCCGGCCUCGUCCCCCCGCACACACCGAAUCCCCCGCGGUCUGGCUACCGGCGGCGCGGCCCGUUUCCCCGCGGCGCAGCACUGUACGGAGCGCUCAGCCCGCCAUGGGCGCCGCCAUCUUGGGCGCCCCGCCUCUCCUUGGGUACCGCCCCCUCCGCAAACCGCGGCCCCUCCUCCUCUUCUUCUUCCCCUGCCCCGGGGCGCCCUCGCUCUCCCCACCGCCCCCCGGAGUUAACGGGACGCCGGAGCCGCUCUGAUGUCUCACGGCCCCGAGGAUCGGAACGACUCAAACGGGCCGGGGAUCCCCGGCGCUGCCAUCGCCCCCCGCCCCCCCCCGGACUCUCAAGAUGGCGGGCGCGCGGGACCCGGAUGCGGCGGCCCCUCCCAGGAUGGCGCCCCGGGGGCGGUGUGGGGGAAGGACCCGGAUGUCGGCUCACGGCGCCGCCAUGACACCCCGCACGUCCCCUCCCAAGAUGGCGCCGGCCAUCCGGCAGAACCGAUGCUCGGUGUCGGCCCUCACGGGGGCCCCCGCACUCCCUACCCUCCCUCCCGGCGCUCUCCGCUUCAUUUCGCCCUUACCGGGUGCGGCUCCGCUACCGCAGCGGCUCCAAGGCGGCGGAGCGGCCGGUGCCCGGGUGCGCGGGGGAGGGGUCACAAGAUGGCGGCGCGCUGCUAUGGGAAGGGGGGGGUCCAAGAUGGCUCCGCCCGGUGCCCGGAUCUUCCUCCUCCUCCUCCUCUUCCUCCUCCUCGCCGCGCGCACAAGAUGGAGGCGCCUGCCCGGGACGGAGCGGAGCUUUGGGCGCUCCCCCGCGCUCUUCGCUCAGGCCCCGCCGCCCCCUCCUCUAGUCCCCCCUCCGGGACAGCCCCGAUGCGGCGCCCCAAGAUGGCGCAGGUGGGAGCCCGCAGCUCCGCGGCGGCCCAAGAUGGCGGCGGCCGCGGGACCCGGAUGCGCCGCUCUCCGCGCCGCUCCGCCGCCGCUCCGCACCUGCAGCCAACCGCUGCCCGCCGACCCCGGGCGCCGCUUUCCGCCGCCGCUGCCGCUCGUUCCGGGCCGCCGCCGCCGCGCUGAAAGCCGAGAAAAGCCUGCCCGCCGCGCCGGCUACUGGCGCUUGGGAGCCGCCAUUUUGGACGCGUCUCCUACACCCGCCACAAAGAUGGCGCCUGCCAGUUCCCGGAUGGUGGCGCUUAACGGCUGCGGCGCUCACUGCGCGUGCGCAACCGCACCGGUCGCAAUAGCGCAUGCGCGCUUCACCUCGAUCUUGCGCAUGCGCCUUUCCCGCCUUUCCCGUAACGGAUUUUUGUUCAAACACCCGAAUUUGGCGCUUUUCGCCCAGUUUUGCCCUUCCGGAACCCAAAAUGCUCCGGGGGGGGGGGGGGUGGGAGAAGAGAGAAGGAGGAGAAGUUCCUCAGCAAGGGGUUCGGGAUGAAGGUCCGAGAGUUUGGGGAGGUUUUGGGGAAGAUUUAGGGAGUUUUGGGUUGUCCCCCCUGAGGCUCAGGUGUGAAACAGCCACAGGUGUGACUGUAAACCCUCAGGUGUGACAAUAACCCGAGAUGUGACAAUAAACACUCAGGUGUGACAAUAAAACUCCAGGUGUG